UUUUAUGUUAGAAGCUACCUCAGGGUUCCCGAUUAUUUCUAUAGUUAUUGUGCACAUUUUAAGAGUUUGUCAUAAUUAUACUUUCAUUUUUUCAAUUAACAUUCUGUCAAUUUUAUUUACACUUUUAAAAUUUAUUCUAACGAUAACCCAAAAAUUCAUGCCCGACAUUAGUGGCUCAAUGCUGGUGAAAAAGUCCAGACAGUAG
This is a messenger RNA of Meloidogyne enterolobii, 205 nucleotides long. Lineage: Eukaryota; Metazoa; Nematoda; Chromadorea; Rhabditida; Meloidogynidae. The record is from the annotation of a GenBank genome assembly.